Messenger RNA from Lactuca virosa, 1428 nucleotides. NCBI's taxonomy places the organism in Eukaryota, Viridiplantae, Streptophyta, Magnoliopsida, Asterales, Asteraceae. The record is from the annotation of a GenBank genome assembly.
AUGAUUGAGUAUCCAACGAUGGGGACUGUCAAUCAAGGAUUCUUGGAAAAUAUUCCGGAUGAUAUGGAUAUCAAACAAUUAGACUGGUGCGGAUUUGUUGUAGCAUGUUUGAAAUCAAGUCGUAUGAUGUGGAGAAGAUUGGACGAUAAGUGCGUUUACAGUGGUCCCAUUGUAUUUCUUCUGUUGUUUUACCUUAGUUGCACAAAAGUUGAGGAUGCCACAAUUCAAAGUCCAACUGUUGGAAUGAUGUAUUGGACAACAGACAUGUUAGAUAAGAGGGAGUUAGAAGAGUUGUCUAAAGGAGGUUUCGGAAAUGUAAUCAUAUCAUCACAACACAUGAGCAUGAACCACACUAAACAAGAAGAUGGCGAGGACGAUGACGCCGCUGGAUCUGAACGAGAUUGUAAAUCUCAUGCUGGUUUUAUCGAACAUGUACUUCAACAAACAUCACAAAGUGAAAAUGAUGCAGAUAACAACUUGAAGGAUAUUAUGAGCGAAAUUAACAUCGAAUUCAAUGCAUGCGACAAUGCAAUGCGAGCUAUACAGAAGUUGUUGAUGCAAGGUAUAAAGAAGUUUCCAGAUUCUAUCGAACUGCGCAUGUUAGUAACUAAAAGACAUCACGAUUUCAAUCUGGCAUGGCCAGAUUUUUCAACAUCUGUUGAUUCUCAUGAUGGGACAUUUUUCAAUGGAGCUGCGACACCUGUUACGCCAGUCCGAGAUAAUACAGUUGAAACUAAAGUUGAUCAGUUUACGGAAGAUCAAAUGGCAGAUGAGCCACUUAUUGAUGUUGUGUGUACACCUUUUACACAAAUUCUUAAUGCAGAUGCUUUUGACAUGAUGUUAGAAUCGGCAUUUGCCACCUCUACAAGGCUUUCAACUCCAUCAGAUCAUGUCGAACCAAAUAUCAAAAUUGAUGAUGUAAACGCGGUUCCUGUUACUAUUGUGGCACCAAGACGGACAUCAAGAUUGGUGGUUAGUCCUGUUACUAUUGUGGCACCAAGACGGACAAGAAGAUUGGUGCAACUAACCGAGAAACUUAGAUCACCUUAUUUUAAUAGGGUCGUUGAUCCAAACAAAGUUCUUAGACCAAUCGAGGAGAGAGUGUCCGGUUGGAUUUUCGCAGGGCUGGACGAGGAAUGGGAUCUUGUAUUUGAAUCAACUUUUGGAGAUAUCGGAUAUAGGGGAAUUUUGAGAGAACUACGCAGAAAUAAGAAGUCACCAGCAAGGAUGUUUUUAUCCUGCACACUUCUGAGCAACUUCAUACUGGAUGAGGCGAUUUGUAUUGAGCAGCGAUACAAAAGGUUUGUUGAUCGCAUGAAUGAGCAUAUCGAAAAAUUCAAACAAUGCACAAGCUUCAAAGAUGUGGACCUUGUAUUCUUCGCGUGCUUGACAACGAACAUUACUACCUUAUUGUCUUUAAUUUCAUAA